AGGGGGGCACAUCCAAGUUAGGAGCUGUGAGCGGAGCUGCUAGCUAGCUUAGCUUCAGGCCCAUCAUGUAGCACAGCGCCGCCGAGCUAAUUUCCCCCCUUCUUCUGUGUGUGUGUGUGUGUGUGUUUUUUUUUUUUUUUUUGCAGAACGGUUACAGAAAUUCACCUUUUUUAGCUCGUGCACUGAGCUGAGACUCGCGCUUACGGAACUGACUUCAGGAGGAAAUCGCACGCGUGCAUGAGGAUCACGGGGUUGUGAUAUAUUUUCUGCACCUUUUUGUUUUGCAAAAGAGGAAAAAAAGCGGGGAAAGAGCGAGAGAGAGAAAGAGUCCUCCAGACCGCCGAAGAAGAAGAAGCACGAGAGCGUGAGAGACCGAGGGGGGAGAGAGAGGGCGCGAGCGUGCGAGAGAGAGAGAGAGCGAGAGAGAGCGAGAGAUGGAGGGAGGGAGCGAGAACGAACGCAAAGUCUUUUGUGCUUCCCCUCCCCCCCACCGGAGCAAAGGGGAAAUGUCCGUGUCCAAAGGAGGAGCUAAGAAGAAGCUGCCCAAGCUCCCUAAGGAGGCGUUUGAGCAGCAACCAGCCGCUGCUACACCCCCGAGAGACCUGGAUUCAAAAGCGUGCGUUACCAUUGGAGAGAAGAAUUUCGAAGUGAAGGCAGAUGACCUGGAGCCGAUCGGAGAGCUGGGUAGGGGAGCAUAUGGAGUGGUGGACAAGAUGCGGCACGUGCCCAGUGGCAUAAUCAUGGCUGUAAAGAGAAUCAGGGCGACGGUGAACAGCCAGGAGCAAAAGCGGCUGCUGAUGGAUCUGGAUAUUUCAAUGAGGACGGUGGACUGCUUUUUCACAGUGACAUUCUACGGCGCGCUGUUCAGAGAGGGUGACGUGUGGAUCUGUAUGGAGCUGAUGGACACCUCACUGGAUAAGUUUUACAAGCAGGUCCAUGAGAAAGGUAUGACCAUCCCGGAGGACAUCCUGGGCAAGACUGCCGUCUCGAUUGUGAAAGCCCUGGAACACCUGCACAGCAAACUUUCAGUGAUCCACCGAGACGUGAAACCGUCCAACGUGCUGAUAAACAUGCAGGGCCAGGUGAAGAUGUGUGACUUUGGGAUCAGCGGCUACCUGGUGGACUCUGUGGCCAAAACCAUGGACGCUGGCUGUAAACCCUACAUGGCGCCGGAGCGGAUAAACCCAGAGACCAAUCAGAAGGGCUACAACGUCAAGUCUGAUAUCUGGAGUUUAGGAAUCACCAUGAUCGAGUUGGCCAUACUGCGUUUCCCGUACGACUCCUGGGGGACGCCAUUCCAGCAGCUGAAGCAGGUGGUGGAGGAGCCGUCCCCUCAGCUCCCCGCUGACCGCUUCUCCCCCAAGUUUGUGGACUUCACGACACAAUGCUUAAAGAAGAAUUCCAAAGAGCGGCCAAACUACACAGAACUCAUGCAACACCCCUUUUUCACCUACCACGACUCCAAAGAGACGGACGUGGCCAGCUUUGUCAAGAUCAUCCUGGGCGACUAAGUGCCUCUUCUUGGCGAAGGCGGGGCAAAGCGGGACUAAUUCCACACAAAAAAAAAAAAAAAAGGAAAAAAAAAAAUCUACCAACCACCCAUUUGCAAGACUGACACCUGUAAGCCACGCCCACCUCAGGCAGUAGUUUAGGGGGAGGGGGGGGCUCAUGAGAGAGGGAGAGAGAGAGGGACGAGAGAGAGAGGCCAGGGAAAGGGGCAGAGACUGAAUCAAAAGGGGUGGGGCAUUUCCUAGGAACACACAAAUGAUGGGCAGGGGAUGGGGUUCUGCGCUAAUGUGUGUGCGAGAGUGUGUGUGUGUGCACGUGUUAAUUAAAUAAGGGUGUUCGAGUCCCAUUAUGAAUUUUUUAUUUUUUUUCCCCUCCCAUAUGAAAACAUUUAAGAUGCCAGUUUACUUUACAGCAUUAUAACACGAAUAAAGAAGAAGCGAUUAUAAAUAUAUUUAUAUGUUAUAUAAAUGUCUGCUAUUAAAAGGUGUGAGGAAUAUAGGGUGGGAUUCAAAUCAUGGUUGUUUGAGACGCUAAAGUUGCUUCGGAUAAGUCAAGCCUUAAGAGCUGAUCUCCGGUCAGUUUUUAAAUGUGCUGUUAAUAUGCAAGGUCAAUAGCUAAUUCCACGGAACUGAUCCGAGACAACACGAAUGAUGGAUUAUUUUACAAAACACCUUUUGCAGUAAGUUGUGAGUAUCGUGUUAUUUUCUCAAGUGGGAAAAAAAAAUUAUAUAAUUAUCCUGAUCCAGUCAUUCUGUGCUACAUUUUUGCACCCUGCCGCCUCCUAACACACCUGCACCAGGUGAUGUGAUCUGCGUUCUCCAUGAAUUGAAUCAGGAUCUGGGACGGUGCAAAAAUGUGACGCAUCUUUUUUGGGGAAAAGCUGGUAUAAGUUAUCCGGCUCACUGAGAAAUCCAGCAGGACCCUUUAUGAAGUGUGUGUGAGUUUGUGCGAGUGUGUGCGUCUGUAUCUGUAUUAAGUUUAUCUGGGGAAUUGGUAUCUUUUUGGUCUGUUGCUUCAUCUAGUCCUCUGUUCUGAGCCAAUCAAGAGAGUUCUCGCUCUGUGUUCAACUGCAAUUCAACUGGAAAUUAUUACUAUUAUUGUCAUGAUGAUUAUCAUUAUUAUUAUUAUUAUUAUUAUUAUUAUUAUUAUAUCCCCACAUUAUGAAAACAUGCGUAUUAAUCCGUCUUGAGGUGUUUUGCAGUUUCUGUAUUUAUUAUAACUGCUGUUUUUUUUUUCUCAUUGAAAACUUGACAUUUUUUUUUCCUUUUUAAUUUUAAGGUGAGUGUGCGAACGGAUGUAGCUUAUGUGAGCGUGCGGGAAAGAGUGUUUUUGUGUGUGCGCAUGUGAGAGUGUGUGUGUCUGUGUGAAUAUUGUAUUACAGUUUGGACACACGUAGCUGACACUUCUCUGAAAGUCUCACCGUGACUCAGAAGCCUGAUUUGUGCCUCUUUAUAGAAAAAAAAAAAGAUCUACAAUACAUUAAACAGAAAAAAUGACAAAAACCA
Molecule: messenger RNA, 3014 nt
Organism: Clarias gariepinus (North African catfish)
Lineage: Eukaryota; Metazoa; Chordata; Actinopteri; Siluriformes; Clariidae
Gene: map2k6
Product: mitogen-activated protein kinase kinase 6
Exons: 12
Coding region: 435-1511 (358 amino acids)
Biological process (GO): protein phosphorylation; MAPK cascade
Molecular function (GO): MAP kinase kinase activity; ATP binding
Source: RefSeq, a predicted model, not a curated record